UUGGCAGUGCGCCAGUCGGCGCGAAUGUCUUCUGUGCGGCUCGACCAGACCGCACCCGAAGCCAAGGCGAAGAAGCCCGACCAAAAGGCACUGGACGAGCAGGAACAGGAGGUGAGGGCCCUGCAAAGCCAGGUGAAGAGGCCCUGGCACCGGCACGGGGCGGAUAACCCUCCGGUGGACAAGAGCGGCGAGAAGGCUGCGCCGGUAACCAAGGGCAAGCUCCUGACGACACCUACUCGCCUUUUGAAGCUCAUCCUGCCCCUCCCCCUCGGGGUCGAGAAGGACCGCGACAACAACAGCAAGCAUGGUUACGGUCGCUCCAUCUCGCCCAACGACACGAUUCAGCCGCUAGCACUGCUUGUCCACCCGCAGCAACCGCUGUCGUACGUCGAGCGCCUGAUCCAGGCCGAGAUCCCGCCGGUGGUGGAGAACGGUAAGGAGAAGAUACCCAGCGUGUACUUCCGCGCUGAGGACGCCGAGAACGCCGGAGACGGAGCCCGUGUGGGGAACAGGCCAACGACGAGGUCCGAGGCGAAGCGCAAGGACGAGGAAAUCGGCUCAGGGAGCGGCGGCAGCCCGACCCAUGUCGCCUCGUACUCGGGCCUCGGGCACGAGGGCCCCGAGCGGGAUGUGUCGGAGAAGAAUUGGGUCCGCUGGAGCAACAGCACCGAGAUAGGCGACUUCAUCCGCGAUGCGGCGCGCGGGCGGGAAUUCGCGAUCGAGAUCGAGGGCUACCACGUCGAGAUGCGCGUGAGCGUGCCGUCGUUCCGCGACCGCACCUACUACAUGCGCGCCCAGCUCCGCAAGCUGAGCCAGCAGCUAGACGAGCUGUCGAGGAUCAAGCGCGAGUGCGACCUGUUGGCGCACAAAGGCGCGAACCGACUUGCCAAGGGCGGGUUUGCCCUUCUCACUGGCUGGUGGGCCGUGGUGUACUAUGUGACCUUCCACACCGAGUUUGGCUGGGACGUGGUGGAACCAGUCACGUAUCUUGCGGGCCUCACGACCAUCAUGGGCGCCUAUCUGUGGUUUCUGUACAUCAGCAAGGACCUGAGUUACAAGGCGGCCAUGAACGUGACCGUCUCGCGCCGGCAGCACGCGCUCUACGAGGCCCGCGGCUUCGACCCGCACAAAUGGGAGCAACUAGUGCAAGAAGCGAACGCAUUGCGUCGCGAGAUCUGGGCGGUUGCGGCCGAGUACGACGUCGACUGGGACGAGGCGAGGGACGUCGGCGACGAGGUGAAGGAAGUGCUGGACGAGGAGGGGACAAACCACGAACAUAGCGCGCGGUCCUCGGAGAAGGAGAAGGACGAGAAAUACAUUGAGGAGGAGAGGAGUAAGAAGAAGGCCGCCUAAUCGCCGGCACACGGAGUGGCGAGUCAAGUGUGUGAGGCGGUCCAGGAGCUGUUGUGGAGAACAUCCAUUGUGAUUGAGCGAAGCUGGCGAGGCCCGUGGGAGGCAGCCGGAAAGGCCCGCGGUGGGCCCUGCGGGAUGGGGGAGCUGCUGCUGUGGAGCGCUCCCGGAAAGGGCACCUCACCAGUCACCACUUGACUCCCGCAUCACCAGGUCCAUCUUGCCACUGGGACGCCGCUGCACCCAGGGACAACACGGAGAACCUAAUGCAUUUAUGAAUCAACCUGG
This is a messenger RNA of Thermothielavioides terrestris NRRL 8126, 1638 nucleotides long. RefSeq lists its product as uncharacterized. Gene Ontology annotation, biological process: calcium import into the mitochondrion; mitochondrial calcium ion homeostasis. Gene Ontology annotation, molecular function: calcium channel activity; uniporter activity. Gene Ontology annotation, cellular component: mitochondrial inner membrane; uniplex complex. Lineage: Eukaryota; Fungi; Ascomycota; Sordariomycetes; Sordariales; Chaetomiaceae. The transcript is spliced from 3 exons. The record is from RefSeq and is a predicted model, not a curated record. The coding region runs from base 25 to 1353 and encodes 442 amino acids.